This is a messenger RNA of Lates calcarifer (barramundi perch), 6868 nucleotides long. Its product is annotated as AP-3 complex subunit beta-2. Gene Ontology annotation, cellular component: membrane coat; AP-3 adaptor complex. The record is from RefSeq and is a predicted model, not a curated record. NCBI's taxonomy places the organism in Eukaryota, Metazoa, Chordata, Actinopteri, Centropomidae. Gene Ontology annotation, biological process: vesicle-mediated transport; intracellular protein transport; anterograde synaptic vesicle transport.
AGCUGCUACAGAUCACAGGAAGAGCAUAUGUGAAUUGUGCUUCUCGGCAGCUAUUUUGGUUUGAGCCUAACAGAAAUGAGUGGGAAAGAGAGAGAGAGAGAGAGAGAUGUCCUCAUCACGACACUGCCAAGAAAGCUGAGUCAUGUAAGACGAGAGGGAAAAAAAAGGCACCACACUGAAUAUUAAAAAUGAAUAAGACAGGAUGAUUUUUAAACAUAAUGAGCGAGAGGUGUGAGGAAUAUCUAAAAGCAUCUGUCGGGUAUCAGCGAAGGUUUGUUGGCAGUGACUUUAGAUGAAGGCAGAUAAAGAAAGCUGUGAUAGAGCGAGGUUUAACAUGAAUGAAUGAACGAAGCAGGAUCUCUGCCGGUUAAUGUGAGGAGGCGGAGGAGAGAUGACAAGCGUGACGAGUCGGUGGAGGAGAGAGGUGGGGGGUUGGGGGUGAUAACGUGGCAAAAGAUGGGUGAGGCUGUGUCAUUGUCAGGAGAGCUCGGAUACGUAUAUGUGGACACACUGUGUGUACACACGCGCGCGCGCGCACACACACACACACACAGAGGCAGAGAAAGACUGGUGCAGCAACAGGAACCACAUGAGCAGUGGGAGGAGUCGCGAGAGGAGAGGCUUCACGGCGAAUAAAACUCCACGCCCCUCUCUCUGCCGAGCAUCCAUUUACUGAGAGGCUGAUGUCUGCUGCUGGAUGCGUACAGACUCAGCAGUAACAGAAGUGGAGGGGGGAGAGAAAAAAACCCUACAGUUGAUGUGCUGUAGAGGUCUGGUGGAUCUGGAUUACAGCACCGUGAAGUAGUGUUUGAGCAGGCGCUGGAGCAUUUCUGAAGAGGUUUGUUGCAUCAUUCUUGCCAGAAAUGUCCACAGUGGAUAUCUUUAACCUCGCAGGGAAGGAGUAUUUAUAACAAAUCUGACUGAAGCUGCUGCUUGCUGUGUGAAAACUGUCAGAGGAGGAUCUGGAGAAUUUCACACGCUGAAACACCUUUCCACUUCAUCUGUCCAGGAUCCCACAGGUUGCUCUCUCACGCUUUGGUCCAGACUAAGUUUCAAACAUGACCACUAUGCAAAAGCUGCUGCAGCUGCCGGUGAACGCGGUGAACAUCGUGAAGACGGUGCAGAGUCAGGUCCAGGGCCAGGAGGAGGACAAGAGCCCAGUGCUGACCCCUGACAGCGGGCAGCAGGCCUGGUACAGCGCCCUGCAGCCCGAUGAGCUGCGCCACCUCCGAUCUGGAGGUACAGGUGGAGGUGGUGGUGGAGGAGGAGGAGGUGGAGAUCAGGAGGAACGAGCAACACUGGAGGAAGGUAGUGGCGGCAACGGUGGUGGCAGUUUCCAAAGUCAACCUUUGCGACAUGACGACUUGAAGGAGAUGCUGGACAGCAACAAAGACUCCCUGAAGCUGGAGGCAAUGAAGCGGAUCGUGGCUAUGAUCGCUCGAGGUAAAAACGCAUCAGAUCUCUUCCCUGCUGUGGUGAAAAAUGUGGCCUGUAAAAAUAUAGAGGUGAAAAAGCUGGUCUAUGUGUAUUUGGUGCGUUAUGCCGAGGAGCAGCAGGAUCUCGCUCUGCUCUCCAUCUCCACGUUUCAGCGAGGCCUAAAGGAUCCAAACCAGCUGAUCAGAGCCAGCGCCUUGCGAGUCCUCUCCAGCAUCCGAGUCACCAUCAUCGUCCCCAUAAUGAUGCUGGCCAUCAAAGAAGCCGCCUCGGAUAUGUCUCCAUACGUCAGGAAGACCGCUGCUCACGCAAUUCCCAAACUCUACAGUUUGGAUCCAGAACAGAAGGACCAGUUGAUUGAAGUCAUAGAGAAACUCCUCGCUGACAAAACCACGUUGGUGGCGGGAAGCGUCGUCAUGGCCUUCGAGGAGGUGUGUCCGGAGCGAAUCGACCUGAUCCACAAGAACUACAGGAAGCUGUGUAACCUCCUGAUCGACGUGGAGGAGUGGGGGCAGGUCGUCAUCAUCAACAUGCUGACCCGCUACGCCAGGACCCAGUUCCUCAACCCAAACAUCAAUGAGUCUCUGCUGGAGGAGGGAGGCGGUGGGGAGAAGACCUUCUACGGCUCAGACGAAGAGGAGGACGAAGACGAGGAGGAGAAAGAGAAGAAAGCGGAGGCUGCCGUCAUGGCCAAGAGGAAGCCGUAUGUGAUGGAUCCAGAUCACCGGCUGCUGCUGAGGAACACGAAGCCGCUUCUGCAGAGCCGCAACGCAGCUGUGGUGAUGGCUGUAGCUCAGCUGUAUUUCCAUCUCGCCCCUAAAGCAGAGGUUGGCGUGAUCGCCAAAGCCCUGGUCCGUCUCCUGAGGAGCCACAGUGAAGUCCAGUAUGUUGUUCUGCAGAACGUGGCAACAAUGACGAUCAAGAGAAGGGGGAUGUUUGAGCCGUACUUGAAGAGUUUCUACAUCCGCUCCACAGACCCGACCCAGAUCAAAGUCCUCAAGUUGGAGGUUCUCACCAAUUUGGCCAACGAGACAAACAUUUCCACCAUCCUCAGAGAGUUUCAGACAUACAUUAAAAGCAUGGAUAAAGACUUUGUGGCUGCUACAAUCCAAGCCAUAGGCCGCUGUGCCACCAACAUCGGAGAGGUGAGGGACACGUGUCUGAACGGCCUGGUGCAGCUGCUGUCCAACAGAGAUGAGCUGGUUGUAGCCGAGUCUGUGGUUGUCAUCAAGAAGUUGCUGCAGAUGCAACCGGAGAAGCACAGUGAUAUCAUAAAGCACAUGGCAAAACUGACAGAUAACAUCCAGGUGCCGAUGGCACGUGCCAGUAUCUUGUGGCUGAUUGGAGAGUACUGUGAGCAUGUACCUAAGAUUGCCCCGGAUGUCCUGAGGAAGAUGGCCAAGUCUUUCACUAAUGAGGAGGACAUCGUCAAGCUACAAAUCAUCAAUUUGGCUGCCAAGCUGUAUCUCACCAACUCUAAACAGACCAAACUGUUGACGCAGUAUGUUCUCAACUUGGCCAAGUAUGACCAGAACUAUGACAUCCGUGAUCGGGCGCGCUUUAUUCGCCAGCUCAUCGUGCCCACAGAGAAGAGUGGGGCUCUUAGCAAGUACGCUAAGAAACUUUUCCUUGCCUUGAAACCUGCACCAGUCCUCGAGUCUCCAUUUAAAGAUCGAGACCACUUCCAGUUGGGUUCAUUGUCCCACCUGCUAAAUGCCAAGGCUGGGGGCUACCAGGAGUUGCCCGACUGGCCCGAAGCCGCCCCAGAUCCCUCCGUGCGCAACGUGGAGGUGAAGGAGUCUGUGCCCGAAUGGACCAAAUGCAGCAGCCGAGAGAAGAGGAAGGAGAAGAAAGUGGAGAAGCCGUUCUACUCGGACUCGGAGGGAGAGUCUGGGCCGACGGAGUCAGCCGAUAGUGAGUCGGACUCUGCCAGCGGCUCGGAGAGCGCCAGUGGCAGCGAGGAGAGCGGGUCGGGAUCAGAGAGCGAGGAGAGUGAGGAAGGCUCUGAGUCUGAGGAAGAGGAAGAGGAGGAAGAAGAGGAGAAAGACAAGAAGAAGAAAAAGAAAGAAAUAAAGAAGCCAGUGCAAGAAAGUGAAAGCGAGCAAAGCAGUGAGGAAGAAGAGAGGAAGCACGAGAGGAAGAGUAAACCACGUAAGAGCGACUCAGAGUCUGAAUCUGACGAGGAGGAGGAGAGUGAGUCCGAAAGCAGCCAGUCAGAGUCUGAAGACUCUGAAUCUGAGGCAGAGGUCAAAAAGAAAAAGAAGGCAGCUGAAUCUAAACCUCCCUCCAAGCCUGUCAAGACAGAGAGCAAGAAGGAGAAGAAAGAGAUGUCUCUACUCGACCUCGACGACUUUGAACCUGCUCCCUCUCCUCAAGUCACUCCCGUCAACACCUUCCUGUCCAACAGCCUCGUGACCGACCUGGAGGGUUUGUCUUUGUCCGACAGUGUCCUCUCCCCGGCUGCCAUCGCUCCCUCCAGUGCGUUGAAGAACUACGAGCUGCUGCACCGGAUCACGGGGGAGGGUCUGUCGGUGGAGUACUGCUUCAGCCGGCAGCCGUUCAGCCCCGACGGGAACAUGGUGGCGGUGCAGAUGCAGUUCACCAACAACGCCACGUCCGACACCAAAAACCUGCACAUGGAGGACGUGAAGCUGCAGUCUGGGAUGAGGGUCAAGGAAUUCCCAGAGAUCGAGCUGCUGCCAGCUGGUGAGACGGCCACAGCUGUGAUGGGCAUCGAUUUCUGUGACUCAACACAAGCAGCAAACUUCCAGCUGUGCACCCACACCAGGAAAUUCUUCGUAUCGAUCCAGCCGCCGGUCGGGGAGCUGAUGAGGCCCGUCUUCCUGACAGAGAAUGAGUUUAAGAAGGAGCAAGGUCAGCUGAUGGGUAUGAAUGAAAUCACAGAGAGGCUGACUCUGGACGUGAAGUGCCGGAACGAACACGCCAUCGUCCAGAGGGUGACCACGGCCGCCAACCUCAGCAGAGUCCCCUGUGGCUCAGAUAAAGAAUGCAGGUUCGCUGGCAAGACGGUGACCAGCGGCAGCCUGGUGUUGGUCACCGUGGCGACCAAAGAGGAAGGAGCCGCCCAGCUGACGGUCAACUGCGAGAAAAUGGUGAUCGGCACCAUGCUGGUGAAAGACAUCCUCCUAGCUUUGACACAGUGACCUGUGUGUCUGCGCUCGACCUUCGCCCUCUGCCCCACCUCGCUCCGCCCACCUGCCUCUCACGUCGUCCAAGACUCGUCACACGUGUAGCAUCUCCUCCAUUCUCCUGUAAGCAGUGUCAAUGAGGACGUUUCCAGAAUGUUUAAGUCCAGAUUGUUUUGUUAAAGAGCCCCUGACUUUUAGAAAUUACUCCUAGAAACAGCAAAUGCCACAGCUGUAUGCGAGCUUCAUGACAAUCAGAUGUGACUGAUCCCUCAUUCCCUUCUAAAGUUUCUUACAUUUUAUUAUUUAAAAAUACAUAUUUUGCAACACAUUUUCCUUCCUUGAGGACACAAUAAGUAAUUAACACAUAGAUGUGUGUGCAUCUUUUAAAAUUUACUUUAGAUGAAAAAUAACUCCCAUCCAAAUGCAUCUGAGAGUUUAAUAUUGGUCAGAAUUUGCUGGAUUGUUAGAGAAGUUUAAAAAAUGAUCCAGUUUCACCCAUAAAAAUGAGUUUUCCUUCACUACGACCAGAGUUUUUGGUGUAAUUAUUUAGAAACAAGCCGGCCAUGUAAGUUUUUAUUAUUCUUCGACAAGUGGACGCACAAAAUCUAUCACACCAGAUUUCAUUUUUAUCUUGUUAGUUUCCAGCUGUCAGGGUAUUUUAAGAUGUAGAUAUUAUAGGUAAGAGAAGAUAAACUGUAGGUACAACUUCCCCAACAACAGGUCACCAGGACAAACACACACUCUGCUUAAUCAGUACUCAUCCAGUCAUUACUUGAAUGUAGCAUGAAGGCUCGACUGAGACAACUACCUAUAACUGAAUCCAUUUUGGUACAAUAAAUGUAGUCACUGCACUUCUGGGAACAAAGAAAGAUUUUCAUGUCAGACUCUGCGACUUUAGCGUUUGCCUACAGUAGCUGUCAUAGUGCACAUGUUCAUUACAGUAAGUGGGGCAUUUAUAAAAACUGAAGAUGUAUAAAUGUUAUUGUAUGUACUGCGACAUGUAAUACAGUACUGCUAUAAGGUGUGGUGUGUGAGAGUGUGUAUGAGUGUGUGUGUUUGUGGGCAUGAUGAUACUGAAUAUUGACCUGGCAAACACUGACCAGCUGUUUUCAAACAUGACUCGUAACACUUGGCUUGAAAUCAUCAUGAAGCACAUUAUAAUCAUCAGUCCAAAAAAUCAUGUUGAUUCUUUACAAUAUCUAGGAAUAAUCAAAAAUAAUUUCCCCAUGUUUCAUUUAUUUAUACAUUUAUUACCUGACAAACCAAAACUAAUCUUUUUAUCAGUUUCUCAGAAAUUACAGAGGAGAUGUAGGUUGUAGAAAACCUUAAAAAUGACAGAAAUUCACUCAACAAAAGUGGCUCGUGAUUCAGUCAGUGCUUAUUUUCAUUAUCAGAUUAACUGCUGAUUGUUUUAUUGAGUAAGUGAUACAUCGUUUGGUCCUAAAAUGUCACAAAAUAGUUUACAAAAAAAGAAAGAAAGAAAAAAAAAGCUUACAGAGCUCAAGAUGACAUUUUCAAGAUGUCUUAUUUCAUCUAAAAUCCAAAGAUAGUCACUGUAAUACUACUGAAAACUAGGAGAGCACUCAGAGAGCGUCAACAACGUACACCAGACUUCAGAGAAAAAAAGAUGCUAAUUUAUAGUAAAUGAAUCUGAUCUGCCCCAAACUUUGAUGGGUUCUUCUCUGGCUCAUGUCCCGUCUCUCCACCAAGUUUGGUGAAAUCGGUUCAGCAUUUUUUGUAUAAACUGCUGACAAAUAAACAGCGAUUCACUAUUAAUCCUUUUCCUUCAGGGCAAACAUUAAGGGAUUUUUAAAGGAAUAGUUUCACAUUUUAGGAAAUACACUCACUCCUUCACCACUAAAACACAAUUUCCCAGUUGUCACUAUGAAGAGAUAGUCAGUUAAUUAAAAUGCCUUUAGAUUAUGUUUGAAUAUGUGCUCAUGAUAAUGUCAAACAUUUUGAGUGUUACCUCGAUCUCAUUUGUCAGGUGAUGCUGUUUUCAUGCCUUUCAUUACGUUUUGAUUUCAGGUCAGAGGUCAUUUGGCUUCUUUCUCUUUUUGUUGUGGACCCUCAGGUGUCCAGUUGCUGCACAUUCUUUCUUAUCUUUUUUUUAUUUCUUGUUUCUCUACUGUUGUGUUUUACCAAACGAAUACAGCACAGCAGAUCAUUAAGUCUUGUUAUAGAAAACUGAGCAGCAGUGGUGGAUGGUUUUAUUUUGGCCUUUUUUUUUGUACCUGUUGUUGUUUUACCAUUCAACCACUCAGACCUGAAAUUUCCAGUUGCUG